This is a messenger RNA of Macrosiphum euphorbiae (potato aphid), 639 nucleotides long. The record is from the annotation of a GenBank genome assembly. Lineage: Eukaryota; Metazoa; Arthropoda; Insecta; Hemiptera; Aphididae.
AUGGCAGAACCCACUACAAAUGACUGGCUUAGUAUAGCUAAAGGUUACUUUGAAAAGACGCAGUUCCCGAAUACUGUUGGUGCAUUAGAUGGAAAACAUAUACGGAUUGAGUGCCCAAAAAGUAGUGGCUCGUUAUACUAUAAUUAUAAACACUUUUUUUCACUGAUUCUUAUGGCUAUUUGUGACUCAAAUUAUUGCUUCCAAAUCAUCGAUGUAGGGUCAUUUGGUAAAGAAAGUGAUUGUAAUGUGUUUAAGACGUCAACGUUUGGUAAAAAACUUUAUGACGAUAAAUUAAACUUUCCACCUGAACAAUGUCUACCGAACGAUGAACUUGGUUCACCACAACCAUUUGUUCUCGUGGCCGAUGAAGCUUUUGCUCUUCACAAGAACCUAUUACGUCCCUUCCCAGAUGCUGCAGUUAUAAUAACAAAAGCUUGUUGUGUGCUACACAAUUUUGUACGUCGCCGUGAUGGCUUUAGUGUUGAAGAUACCAUGAGUAGUUCCUGCAUGGAGAGUGUUCAAAGAAGAGGAGUAGGAAACAUUCAAAAAAAUGCCAAAGACGUCAGGGAGUAUUUUGUAGAGUACGUCAAUAACCCGAACCAUGCACUUGACUGGCAAAAUACAAUAAUUGGCAAAUAA